Messenger RNA from Cephus cinctus (wheat stem sawfly), 2716 nucleotides. RefSeq lists its product as uncharacterized. The record is from RefSeq and is a predicted model, not a curated record. The transcript has 7 exons. NCBI's taxonomy places the organism in Eukaryota, Metazoa, Arthropoda, Insecta, Hymenoptera, Cephidae. The coding region runs from base 1 to 2685 and encodes 894 amino acids.
AUGAAAAUCAUUAUAACAAUGCCUAAUUUAAUGGAACGACGUAAAAUCAAGAAACAACUUAUGUCAGCUGGACAAUCGCCAGUUUAUAAUAUUUAUUAUACUGAUUCCGUACCGAUUCAGCAAGUGCCAAAUUUUACUCGAAACUUAGCCAAAUCUUUUCCUCAAGUGAAUAAAGCAUCGUCUUUGAGGACACGACGUCAACCUAAAACUAAUGGCUUCUUUCGAAGAACUCGCCAUUUUGCUAGAGAUAAAAGUUAUUAUUUUGAUGUACCAUUUUUCCCUGGAGAAGAACAACGUCAAAGAAUGGAACAAUACACCAUGUCACAAUCGAAGCCUCCAACUGUUGAAAUAUAUAAAAAUUAUGAACAACCAAUUUGUCCUGAACAGCUUAAUUAUUUGAAUUAUCAAAGGAAUCAAUACGCAAAUGAUUAUCUAUUACCAAAUUAUGGUUACCAUUACAAAAAGUCUUGUCACGCUGCAAACAUGUUAGAAUUAACAAAGAGUUAUCAACAAAUGUUGUCUACUGAACAAACCAGAAGUUUCGACAAUUGUGCAACUAGUAUUGAUUUAAAUACAAAGAGAAAUGAAAUAUCUGUUUCAACAGUUGAUACUUCAAAUCAACUUAUAACUGUUCCUACUCAACCUGUAAAUUCUGGCAAUGAUAACAGCAUGAACAUUGAAGUACACCCUUUGAGGCAUGAAGAGAUAGGUGAAGAGAAUGCUAAUAAAACGAUUAAUGAAAAAUCUGAACAAUCGUUGGAUGGUAAUGAUACCAUUAGGGAAUUUCUGAAGGAAGAGGUUGGUGGUCCCUGUUGUGAAAUAGGAGAUAGGGUUGUUAAUGGUGAAUUAAUAGGAGGGGAUGUUUUAACCAAAACUUGUUCGUUUUUUAAUAAAAAACGAAUGUCACUGUUGAGAAAGUUGAGCGCUCGAAUAAGGAAAAAUAAAGCGAAACCGGUUGCGAAAGUUUCACGAUUACCGCAAACGUCGACGUGCCCAGUCAGUGAAUUGGCCAAGUUCAAGAACAUUCAGUCAACUGAUCUCUUGACAUUUAAGAUUCAAUCAGAUAAUUCAAAUUGGCUGAAUGCUCAAUCAAAUCAAGUGACACUGAGAAAAUUGUCAAACGGUACAGAAGUUAUUGUGUCGUCCAUGGACGACGACGUGAGAAGCUUUGCUUACAGUGCUCAAGAAAUUCUAAGUCCUAGACAAAUGAUAUCGUCAAUGACAAAUGUCUACGCGGAGCAAAGAGAUGCCGAAAAUCAUUUACGUAUGUCGGAACGAAAAUGUGAGUAUCAGAAAACACCGAAUAAUGUAAAAAGUAAUUCUUCAAUUGGUAGCAAUUUUCAAACUGAGAAGUUUAUAAGCUUUCAAGAUAUUGAGGAAAAGGUGGAGAACAGGAUAACGAGAAGUGGAUUUAUUACUAAUACAGAACGUGAACUUCUUGACAACAUAUUGGAUCAGCGUGGGGCAAAGUCAGAAGUUAAUGAAAGAUAUCCUGAAAAAUUGUUAGAAAAUAAGAAAAGUGAAAACAUUCAUUUUAAGAAUGAUAUUGAGAUUCGGGAUAUAUUAAAUAAGGAUACAACAAGAUCGAUGAAAAAUAAUGAAGUUUUGCAUAGAAGACACAGGGAUAAAAUAUACCAAAAUUCUAAACGGAUAAAAAGCCAGAUAGAGACUCAUCCUACAGUCACGAAAGAAAAUAAUCACCACACAGCUUCAAUGAUUUCAUUUAUUUGUGAAAGCUGCAAGCUUAGCAAUCAAGAUAAAGAAAAAGAAGAAACUAAUCCUUCUUUGUUAAUCGAUUCUAAUAAAUUUUAUAGACAGAAAUGUAAUUGCUCUAAAGAAUAUGUGCAAAGCGAUUACACUGUAUUAAAAACAACUAACAACGUCAAAAGUGUAUCUAACAAAUUCGAAUCAUCCAAAAGCUGUCGCCAUGAUAGUGCAUCGAAUCGUGUAAAUUAUUGCUCAAGAAAUAGUUUAAAAAAAUACAAUGAUAAUUUACCGCCUGAAGGGACCGCAAAUCAUUAUGUAAAUGUAAAUCCUUUAGCGCCUCAUAUUCAAAUGGAUAACAAAAACAAUAAUUCUAAUAGAAUUUAUUCUGAAAAUGGAAAUCUUACCUGCUGCGGUUUAAUCAUGUACGGCCAGAAAGAUUCCAGUCCCAGCACAAUCAGAGGUCAUUAUUGUAAUCGAACAAUUCCCGUUUGUGGAACAGUCAGUCAAGGGAUUUCGCCAAGAUACGAGCCAAAUUUCAUGUCACCUCCAUAUCACGAACAGGGUCCGUUUUGGUUGCAGCAUCCGCAAUAUAGACAGAGAUACGGGUACAAGCGUCAUUGUGAACAAGAAAAUUUACGCGUUCGUCAUCAUCAUUAUCAUCGGGACUUGAGACGACAAUUUUCCGCAUUCGACGACGGAAAUGUUGAUGAUCCUACGAGUCAUUUAGAAUUUUCACCACCACUUGUACUGAGAAGUUUAGCCAAGGCAGCCAAUAUUAUUCUGACAUCUAUAUUUGGACGAACAACAGUUCCUAUGUCAAACAGAACACAGCAGAGACAACAAUAUCGUCAAUCAAACCACCAUGAUUCAAUAAUAACGAUCAGAGAUAGAAGAGUAAAUCGAGAAGGAAUGUGUUGUAGAAGGAAUUCUGAAAAUUUCAAAGAGGCCCGCAAGACGCAGGAUCCACAAAGACAUUAAGAUAUUUCGAAAUAGGAGUUUUGUUUGUAAU